This is a messenger RNA of Bolinopsis microptera, 1821 nucleotides long. RefSeq names its product ras-related protein rab7-like. Gene Ontology annotation, molecular function: GTP binding; GTPase activity. Lineage: Eukaryota; Metazoa; Ctenophora; Tentaculata; Lobata; Bolinopsidae. The transcript is spliced from 7 exons. The record is from RefSeq and is a predicted model, not a curated record. Bases 10 to 630 code for a protein of 206 amino acids. Gene Ontology annotation, cellular component: lysosome; phagocytic vesicle; late endosome. Gene Ontology annotation, biological process: endosome to lysosome transport; phagosome-lysosome fusion.
AUUUGUUUGAUGGCAACCAGAAAGAAGGUCCUUUUAAAAGUCAUUAUCUUAGGAGAUAGUGGGGUGGGCAAGACGUCGUUGAUGAACCAAUAUGUGCAGAAAAAGUUUAGUAACCAAUAUAAAGCAACUAUUGGGGCAGACUUUCUGACAAAAGAAGUUGUUGUCGAUGACAGACUGGUGACUAUGCAGAUUUGGGACACAGCUGGACAGGAAAGAUUUCAGAGUUUAGGUGUAGCAUUCUAUAGAGGGGCCGACUGUUGCGUACUGGUGUUUGAUGUAACGCAGCCAAAUACAUUCAAGACACUGGAUAGCUGGAGGGACGAGUUUUUAAUACAAGCAUCACCACGAGAUCCUGACAACUUCCCCUUCGUAGUACUUGGCAACAAAGUGGACCUCGAGAAUAGGGCGGUCUCCCAAAAGUGGGCCCAGCAGUGGUGCCAGGGCAAGAACAACAUUCCUUAUUUCGAAACUUCCGCCAAAGAAGCGAUCAAUGUUGAGCAAGCAUUCUACACGAUCGCCCAGAACGCCCUUCAACAGGAAACGGACGCCGACCUCUACACGGAGUUUCCCGAAACGAUAAAAAUACCUCCUGGUGGCCAGUCGGGACAAAAGAGCGAUUGUGGAUGUUAGAGAGUGUCCGGUACCACUUGCCAUGGAAAUGGAGCACGUUACCCUGAAGAUGGUGCCCGUUGCCAUGGAAACUGUACAUCAUGACAGGAACUCGGAGCCUAGUUGACCAGUUAAAUGGUGGAAUACUGGCCACCUCCCCUCGGUGAUCACCACGGCUACCAUGGAUAGUGUUGUCAUGAUAUUGACAACAUCUUAGUGCGGUUUUGUUUUAUUUUAAACUGGGCUAAUAUCUAUCCAAAGAGGCCCAAAUGUGUAAAAUAUAAAAUUGACUCUUUAUAAAUUGAUUUGUCUUUUUAAUUCAGAGAAUUGUGGGCAAGAUGUAAGAAUUUGUUUCCUUGCGCGGCAGCUAAAUACAGUGAGUUGUGACACGCAGUAAGGGUUACCAUGGAUAAUAUCUUCUUGUACCCUCAGUUAAAAUAGUAUUGAGGCUGGGGGACUUCCCCCGUAUGAUAGUGCUACUUUUGUUGAGUAAUCUAAAAUGGGAACUUUUUAAUGAUAUUCGCAUGCCUCAGUUACCACAGUUGCCAUGGUAACCAGUUGAGUUGGAACUUUAUAUGCGCAUGUCUCAUUUUAAAUAAAACUGGGAUCAGUAGAUUAUUAUUGUAACGUAAGUUUUAUUUUCAUCAAAAUUAUUGUUAGGUUUCCCAUAGUUAGUGCAGGAUAACUUUUUCUUUAAGCUGAUAUCAGCUGGUGGCAAACUUGUUGGCCCGGCCAUGGAUAAACUGAGAUUAAAACGGACAUUCGACAAUAGAGAGUUAGAACUUGAGUUAGAACUUGAUCCUUCAUUAUUCCGAAUCAUUCGAUAUGAGAAAAGAAAUUGGAUAAACUCAAAGUUUCGAGAUUUGAAAGAUAUUGAACGUUGUACAAGUAUUUCGUGACAUUUUCAUGGAAAUUACAUCAAAUUCAUUUUCCAUGUUAGUGGUUUUGCCGUUCAGACUGAAAAUCAUUAUCCUGCACAGCUUCACUAGGGAAAUGUUUUAGUUGAUCAAGCUUGAAAACUGUCACAUGGUACAUAUUUAAAUGGGACUACCUAGAUAUGCGACCUUGACAACGCCUGCACACCGUAACCAUGGAGACACUAUUUUAGUAAUGAUUUUAGAGGCUACAUCUUAUGGAUGAGUUGUUUGUUUUGUUAUAUUGAUUUGUGUGAAAAUAUUACCAGUAAAUACGUUUUGAUUUACUAAACCGGUA